Messenger RNA from Aethina tumida (small hive beetle), 1026 nucleotides. It is a transcript of the gene Snx21, whose product is annotated as sorting nexin-20. The record is from RefSeq and is a predicted model, not a curated record. Gene Ontology annotation, biological process: protein transport. Lineage: Eukaryota; Metazoa; Arthropoda; Insecta; Coleoptera; Nitidulidae. Gene Ontology annotation, molecular function: phosphatidylinositol phosphate binding. Gene Ontology annotation, cellular component: early endosome membrane. The transcript has 3 exons. Bases 39 to 851 code for a protein of 270 amino acids.
AUCUGUCAGUCUGACAAAAAAUGUAAAUAUCCCAAAACAUGACGCAAAUACUCGGAAACCAAAAGCAAGGUCUAUUUUUUGAAAUAGUAUCCGCUCGAAUAUCCGACGAACAAGAUGUAGGGAAAAGACACGUUAUCUACACCAUUCAAGUAAGAUUCAUAUCGUCAAGUGAUGAUUUAAAACCCGCCGCAAUCGACAGGAGAUACACACAGUUUUUGAACUUGUACAAUGGCUUGAAAAAAGAUGAGCCACAACUCAUGGCCAACAUAACAUUCCCCAAAAAGAAACUAUUUGGAAACUUUGACAAUGAUUUAAUCACACAAAGGAGCACGGAAUUUCAAACCUUUUUAAAUUACGUCUCGUCCGAAAGCAAAUUGAGAUUUUCGAACGCGAUGCUGGUGUUCUUGCAAGAGAACGAACUCGCCAAAGCCAAAAGCUAUUUGGAACUGAAAAACUACACGGAAGCGGCGGCACUUUUGGAACAAAACUUCAUUUUACUGAACAAAGUGUUCACAGACAGAUCUGCACCUGUUUUAAUAGCACUGUGCAGACUGUUGGGUUGCUGCAUUCACAUUCCCAACAUGCCCAACGCGUAUAAAUGGGGCCAACUGGCCUUGCACAGGUUUGAGGGGGUCAGUGACAGUGAUUUACUGGAGCUUUAUGUACCUUUGGUGUACAGCUGUAUAAGAGUGUGGCAACAUUACGAAAAGGAACAAACAAAACUGGAGGAUCAAUUACUGUUGUUAAAGAGGCAGGGAAUCUCGAUUGCUAAUAACGGGGAUUUGCUGGAGGAAGUCAAUAAAGUUGAAAAGAAUAUUUUCCAUGUAACAACUGAAGUUUUACCAAUCUAACUUACUUAAUAAUGUGCAUAUUGUAAUAAUAGUGAUAAUUAUUACUAAUUAAUGGUGUGGCAAACGAUAUUUAUGUAUAUUAUUAUAUUUUAUUGGUCUAGUCAGACUUAUUUUAUAUUGUUAUGACCUUAAUUAAUUUAUUCUGGAUAAUAUAGAAAUAAAAUAUUUUGGCAAA